Messenger RNA from Drosophila ananassae, 1162 nucleotides. Its product is annotated as chymotrypsin-2. The record is from RefSeq and is a predicted model, not a curated record. The coding region runs from base 34 to 861 and encodes 275 amino acids. Gene Ontology annotation, molecular function: serine-type endopeptidase activity. Gene Ontology annotation, biological process: proteolysis. The transcript is spliced from 2 exons. NCBI's taxonomy places the organism in Eukaryota, Metazoa, Arthropoda, Insecta, Diptera, Drosophilidae.
UGCAAUUAGUCCAACUUGAACUGCUCGUCCAAAAUGUCUUGCCAAAUCAGAGUCGUUCCUCUGGCUAUCCUUGUCCUAGUGCUGGUGUCCUCUCUGGAGGCCAAUCUCAGGACUCGUGCCUUUUCUUCAGGAGUGACCACAUACGACAAGCAGUUUAGUUCCAGAAUUAUUGGUGGAGAGAUCUCUGCAGUAACUGCAGCUCCCUGGCAGGUUUCGUUGCAGAAUCCUUAUGGAAACCUUUUCUGUAGCGGUGUUAUUAUCCAUGAUCAGUACGUUCUCACGUCGGCCAGUUGCGUGAGCGGACUCCGGGAGAGCUAUAUUAAGGUGGUUACUAGCACUGAGAACAAUUGGGGCCUAGCUGGCUGGCUGUACGAGGUGGAGAAGAUCAUCACCCACUGCAACUUCGACAAGCCCCUGUACCAUAACGACAUUGCCCUGCUUAAGACCAAAACCCUCUUCGCCUACGACGAGGUAACCCAAAACAUUACCCUUGCUCCGCUGGAGGACUUGGUGGAGGGCGAGAAGCUGACCAUGUACGGCUGGGGCAGCACCGAGAUCGGCUCGGACUUCUCCUGGGAGUUGCGCCAACUGGACCUAACGUAUGUGCCACCCGCGAAGUGUAAUGCCACCUACGGCGGCACAUCCGAUCUGGACUGGGGCCACCUCUGUGCCGUGGGAGGCGUGGGUGCCGGAGCCUGUCACGGAGAUGCCGGAGGAUCGCUGGUGGACAGCAAGGGGCGCCUGGUGGGCGUGGGCAACUGGGGUGUGCCCUGCGGCUACGGAUUUCCCGAUGUCUUUGCCCGGGCCAGCUUCUACUACAGUUGGAUUGAAUCUGCGAUUAAUGGAUGUGCUAUUGUUUAAAAAAUCAAUAAAGAGUUGUAAACUUUGUGGUCGGACUUUGGUAUCAGCGAAGUGAAGAGUCAUUAUCACAAUAAAAAUCAAAUGAUAUUUGAUUUCCAAUUAAGUUCUCUACUACUAAGUACUAGAUAUCUAAAUACUUUUCAUUCAUUUCGGGAAAAAACCAAGACAGCAGCACUCAAAAUAUAAGAUCUUCUGCCAACGAUAAUCCCAUUAAUUGUGUCAAAGUCCAAUAGCCAAUGAUUUCAUAUAUUUUACUGGAAGUAAUUGAUUAAAGGAAAAUAUCUUGAUAAUCUGUAGACCA